Molecule: messenger RNA, 1344 nt
Organism: Dicentrarchus labrax (European seabass)
Lineage: Eukaryota; Metazoa; Chordata; Actinopteri; Moronidae
Gene: pgls
Product: 6-phosphogluconolactonase
Exons: 6
Coding region: 131-892 (253 amino acids)
Biological process (GO): carbohydrate metabolic process; pentose-phosphate shunt
Molecular function (GO): 6-phosphogluconolactonase activity
Source: RefSeq, a predicted model, not a curated record
UGUGAUUGGCUGCUGAGAACUCGUUUCAGGAAGUAGUGGGUCGAAUUACAUUUGCCGACUGAAAAUCCUCCUCAUGACAAUCCGCUCCAGAGAUUCUCAGUGGUAACUCCUGAACUCACACAGGUCUGUCAUGGCUGGCAGAAGAGUCGUGGUCUUCCCCUCCUCAGCAGAGCUUGGUCCGGUGCUGGCCCAGCUGGUGACAUCUCGGGCCCAGAAGGCCAUCGUCUCUCAUGGCAGGUUCACCCUGGGGCUCUCUGGAGGAAGCCUUGUGUCCAUGCUCAGCAAAGAGCUGCUCGCCCUGCCAGACCUGGACUGCAGCAAGUGGGUGGUUGGUUUCUGUGACGAGCGAUUGGUGUCCUUUGAUGAUCCUGAGAGCACCUAUGGGCUGUACAAGAGUCAUUUUUUUUCAAAGGUCAACAUCCCUGACAGUGGGAUCUUAACCAUCGACUCCUCUCUGCCUGUGAAUGAGUGUGCUGAGGACUAUACUCGCAAACUAAAGGAGGCCUUCCCAGGGGACGAUUUCCCUGUGUUUGACCUGUUACUGCUGGGUAUGGGGCCUGAUGGACACACCUGUUCCCUCUUCCCAGACCACCCUCUUCUGGAGGAAACCAAGAAGAUUGUCGCCCCCAUCAGCGACUCUCCCAAACCACCCCCACAGCGUGUAACUAUGACUUUCCCAGUGGUGAACUCGGCACGCUGUGUGGCUUUUGUGUCAACAGGAGGAAGCAAAGCACCCGUUUUGAAGGAAGUGCUGGAGGGUAGAGAAGGACCAGCUUUCCCAGCAGCUCGCGUUGUCCCGACUAACGGCGAGCUGUUCUGGCUUGUUGAUGACCCCGCAGCCGCCUCCUUAACUAUCCAGGUAGAGAGGCUUGGCUCAGGGGCCAAACUGUAGCGCUUUCCAUCUGCCGAAUAAAGACAGGAAGUCAACGCUGGUGCGAAAACACGAAGAGAUCGGAAAAUAGUGCAGUACAUUCCUACUUUCACAUGAAAGUGCUGUUGAUUAUUGUAGCCGAGAUAAUGAGAUAGGAUAUAAGGAUGAACUGAAAAACAGUGAGGACACCUUUGUAAUUUCCAGCAUUAUAUUUAGCAUUUAUUAGAGGUUGGUUAGUGUAACAUUUUCUUGGCUAUAAAGUUGAAAAAAUUAGAUUUUUUUGGUGUGUAUUGGGUCCAUUAACAUGACAUAGUUACCUUAUAAAUAUACUGUAAAAUGUAUGUUCUUGAGUUGCCUUGACACCCAUUGUAAAAUAUAACAUCCAGUCACAGUCUGACACUAAACAUGCAUUAUUUUUAGUACUUGUCAUUAGAAAUGUAAAAAAAUAAAAUAAAAUAAAUGUUAAUAAAACA